AUGGAUAUGUCUUAUAAACAUAGAGUAAUUAAAAAUUUGGAAAUGCCGGAUAAAUAUACAUUGAAAACAAUUCAGUUGUUGAUCAAAUUAUUUCCUCGAUUGGAACAUUUAACAGUUGAAGUAAACACUAAAGAGCUUGAACCUACAAUCGAAUAUUUAAUUGAAAACAAGUAUGGUAGUGUACAUGGUUUAUUAUUUUUAUGUAUUGCAGGAAUAUAUGAAUGUGAUUUUUACAAAUUGACUGCAUUUAUUCAGAGUAAAAAAUUUAUUCAUGAUGAUUGUGUUAAAUUUGUAGAAUCAGGAUUUAUGUUUAUGGUGGUAAAUCUAAUUGUUUCGAAUCUAAUUUAUUUUUAUGUUUAUGGUGGUCAAUUGGAAGAUCAUACACUUCAAACAAACCAAGGUUCAUACGGAUAUAUUGAUUCGAAUAGUAAUCGAAAAAUAGGUGACAGAGCUCUACUUAUUUCACAAUCAAUGUCUGAUACAGGUUCAACUGGAAUGUGUUUUGAAUUCUUCUAUCACAUUAUAUUUACAAAAAAAGAAGGUUUUCAACCAAUACCAAUGUGGACAUUAUCUGGUCAACAAGAUGAUAAUUGGUUUGAAGGAAAAGUUGGCUUUGUUGUAGACUUGGAUCAUUCACUAUUAAUCGAAGCUAAAAUCACUCAAAACGACGAAGGUGAUAUCGGUAUUGAUGAUCUAUUAAUAACAAAUAGCUAUUGUCCAACAUUUCCAGCAUUUGCUACACCACCCGAUGCUUACACAACAAUGCAGCCAGCCGUAACAACAGGAAUAACAAUACCACCACGUCUACCAUCGGCUUUUGAUUGUAACUUUGAAAGUACCACAUGUCCAUCAUGGACUAUCACAACAAAACCUGAACUAGGAAAUCAACCAACUGGAUAUUAUCUUUUACUGCAACCAAAUAAAGCAGCACCAAGUACUAAUAAUAAUAUCUCAAGUCAACUUCGUAGUGUAUCAUUGAAUAAUAAUCGUCAAUAUUUAGAAUUUUGGUAUUUUAUGUAUGGUCCAAAUGUUGGCAGUUUAAGUGUUGAAAAACUUUCUGGUGUAUUUUCUCAAGUACGAUGGACAUCGACAGGUGGCAAAGGUUUUGAAUGGUAUCAUGCACAAGUUAAUCUGCAAGCAUCAACAAACAAUCCACCACAAUUUAAUAUUGUCAUCGAAGGAACAUGGUCAGAUACCAAUCGUAGUGCAAUUGCUAUCGAUGAUAUUAUACUUCUUAAUGGAACUUGUCAAACAACUUCGGAUCAAUGUGAUUUUGAUUCAGAUGAUUCUAUUUGUGGCUAUCAAUAUGGACUAUCAGGACAAUUUAAUUGGACCCGUGGUUUAGCAUCUGUUGUUCAACAAGGUGUCAAUCCAAAUGUUGACCAUACAACACAAACUAAUGAGGGUUAUUAUAUGUUAGCCGAAGGCAAAAAUCGAAAUAUUUAUGAUCGUGCAUUACUUUUAACACCAGUUCAAGAACGUACAAGUGGUUCGUGUUUACAUUUUUGGUAUUUCUUGCAUGCGACAACACAAAAAAUACAAUUAAAUGUUUAUACAACUCCACAAGGUACCGAUGGUUGGGUUUUUGGUGGUAAUUUCGAUAAUCGUUGGUUAUAUGCACAAGUAAAUAUCAGAAGUCGUAAUCAACCAUGGCAAGGAGUAUUAGAAGCUCAACCUUUGGUACAAAAUCCUGAUGCCAGUGUGGCGCUUGAUGAUAUUUCGAUCACACGAGGUUUAUGUCCAAGUCUAGGAGAUUGUACAUUUGAAACUGAUCUAUGCGGUUGGCAAAAUAAUGAUAUUGAUGCUGAUAUGGAUUGGCUUGUCGGAACGGGAAUACAUUCAUUGGGAACUGGACCACAAUUCGAUCAUACUACAAAUACAGCACAAGGAAAAUAUUUAAUGAUUGAAACAUCACUUCCAACAAAACCAGGUGAUCGUGCACGUUUACGUAGUCUUAUUUUUGAUGGAACCAAUGGAGAUGCGAAAUGUUUUAGAUUUUGGUUUCAUAUGUAA
Messenger RNA from Rotaria socialis, 2013 nucleotides. The record is from the annotation of a GenBank genome assembly. NCBI's taxonomy places the organism in Eukaryota, Metazoa, Rotifera, Eurotatoria, Philodinida, Philodinidae.